Messenger RNA from Tupaia belangeri chinensis (Chinese tree shrew), 1038 nucleotides. RefSeq names its product cytochrome c oxidase subunit 6C-like. The transcript has a single exon. NCBI's taxonomy places the organism in Eukaryota, Metazoa, Chordata, Mammalia, Scandentia, Tupaiidae. The coding region runs from base 289 to 516 and encodes 75 amino acids. The record is from RefSeq and is a predicted model, not a curated record.
UACUGUAGUUGGCCCUUUGAUGAAAAAGCUUUUAUUUCUCCUGGGAAGUUGUUUAAACAGUCACGCAUGUCUUGGGUGUGUCAUAUUUGUUGUUCUUAGAGCUGGAAGCUCUCUCCUUCACGAGUCAGGAAAGAGCCUUGCCCAGAAGACUGUAGGCUCUUUUUUUUUAAGUAGAAAGGACUAUUUAAUAGGAAAGAAAGAUUUCAGAAAAGAAGUACACCGGCGCGAGUGCCGUCCAUUUCUUCUUCAGCCGGGAAGGACGCUGCUGUUGAGCCGGGAAGGACUGCCAUGGCUUCCAGUGCUCUGGCGAAACCUCAGCCGCGUGGCCUUCUGGCCAAGCAUCUGCGAUUUCAUAUUGUUGGAGCAUUCAUUGUAUCCCUGAGUGUUGCAGCUUUCUGUAAGUUUGCUGUGGCUGAACCAAGAAAGAAGGCACAUACAGAUUUCUACAGAAAUUAUGAUUCCAUGAAAACUUUUGAAGAGAUGAGGAAGGCUGGUAUCUUUCAGAGUACAAAGUGAUUUUGGAAGUAAAGAAUGUCAUUGGAUUGGUGCCAUGUUCCUGAACUAUGAAACAUGACUACAUGGGCUAAAGAAUAGUUUCUCUUGAUAAAUAAAUACUAUGGACAGUAAAAAAAAAAGGGAGAAAAGAGUACACCCAAAAGACUCUUGGGCAGGCAGGUUGCCAGGUGGCAACUGCUGCCGACUAUAGGCGCUUAACAGGAGAGAUUCUAUUUUCUUCUGCAGCCAGAAACUGGGGAUAUCCUUUACUCCAGCAAAGGCUGCUGGGAACCCUAGUUGUCUUGACAUUUGGAACUCCUGGUUCCAAGCCUGAUGAUCUCUAGCUGCAAGCAAUGGGGAAUAUUGGAAUUACAAAUGGUAAAGUAACAUAUAUCCUUUAGAAAACCUAACAAAAUGUCAUGGCACAGAAAGAGAGGCUGCCCUGAUGAACUAGCCAGCAGACGAGUUCAGGUCUGCACUAGGGGCAGGUGGAGACAAGGAUAUUGUUCAUCGUGGCUCCUGGUUAACAGGCCAGUAGUAGCC